Loxodonta africana (African savanna elephant) is the source of this 237-nucleotide messenger RNA. RefSeq names its product keratin-associated protein 23-1. The record is from RefSeq and is a predicted model, not a curated record. NCBI's taxonomy places the organism in Eukaryota, Metazoa, Chordata, Mammalia, Proboscidea, Elephantidae.
GACAUCAGAGCACCUUCUCACUGUAACUCAGCUGAACUCAUGUCUCCUGUCACCAUGUCCUACAACUGCUGCUCUGGAAACUUCUCUUCCCACUACCUGCAGGGUUCCCUGUGCUACCCAGGGUCCUCCUGGGGCUCUUCCCCUCCCAGUCAUCUGGUCUACAGCACUGCUCUGCUCUCCCCGCACCUGCCACCUGGGCUCCUCUCCCUACAGGGGCUGUCAGGAGACCAGCUCUGA